Betta splendens (Siamese fighting fish) is the source of this 1247-nucleotide messenger RNA. RefSeq names its product L-seryl-tRNA(Sec) kinase (gene pstk). Lineage: Eukaryota; Metazoa; Chordata; Actinopteri; Anabantiformes; Osphronemidae. Gene Ontology annotation, molecular function: kinase activity; tRNA binding. The transcript is spliced from 6 exons. Bases 163 to 1197 code for a protein of 344 amino acids. The record is from RefSeq and is a predicted model, not a curated record.
CUUGUUUUCCGGGUUGGACGCAACGUGAUGCGGAAGUGAGGUGUAAACGACCUGCAUUUAUGUCAACAACCGUUUUUUAGGCACAGAUCAUGACUACCAACACAGAGUGCUUCUUCAAACCCAGAAGGAAAACACAACGUAGAUAGUUGUUAAGACCUUUUAAUGGCGGAUGCGUGUGUCGGUCGGGCUCCGGCCUGUCUGUGCGUCCUGUGCGGGUUACCUGCUGCUGGCAAGUCCACUGUGGGCCGCACGAUUCUCCGCGCCGCUGCACAACAGGGAUGGAGAGCUGCUGUGGUGCCGUACGAUGACUUGAUCCCAGAGAAUGCCUUCCAGAGUCGAAUGGUGCUGGACGGUGGCAGCCUGGAAGGAAUGCACACUGAGUGGAAAUUCCACAGACAGGCAGUGCUGCAGUCCAUCGAGCAGUUCCUGAAGGAGCCUCACGUGUCGGCAGUGCAACCAAGCAGCUGCAAGAUCAACACAGCCACAUGGAGAAAAUGCAUUGGAGCUCUGCUGCAGCCUGAAGCUUCGGGCGCUCUUCUGUUUUUGCUGGAUGACAACUUCUACUAUCCAAGCAUGCGAUAUGAAGUGUACCAACUUGCCAGAAAGUAUUCGCUGGGGUUCUGCCAGGUUAAUGUACAGUGUGAUUUGGAAACCUGCAUCAGCAGAAACCAGAGCAGGACUCGGCCCAUUCCGACGGAGGUCAUCAUGGACAUGGUGAAGCGUCUGGAGUGUCCAAACCCACAGAAGAACUCUUGGGAGUCCAACAGCAUUUUACUGAAUACAACAGACAUUUUGUCAAAAUGUGACAUUCAGAAGGUGAUAGAUUUGAUCUUUUUUGCACUGAGCAACCCACUGAGCCCAGCUGAAGACAACACCGAACAAAAGGAGGCUGACCGCUUGAAAUGUGCCAUUAGUGUGGGUCACCAGGCUGACCAGGCCUGUCGACGCCUUAUCUCUGAAGCCAUGAAGAGAGCAAAAGAAAAACAAGUGCCCCCGGAUCACAUGCGCUCUUUGGCUGCUCAGCUGAAUGAAUCGAAAGCAAUGUUUCUUCACAAUCUUCGGAAACAGUUCCUGCGUGAAGCUUCUUUUCCUGAUGAUGAAGACAUCGAUGUGGAAUGCGUGGUGAAAAGAGCAGUGGACAGCUUUGAAAGGGAGAAGGAGGAAAUUUUGUUGUGCAUCACAAAUGACCAUAAAUGAAUGUAUGAAGGAAUUUUUCGUAAAGCAAGAUUAAAUUGCUCCAGAAGUCA